This is a messenger RNA of Racocetra persica, 3470 nucleotides long. The record is from the annotation of a GenBank genome assembly. Lineage: Eukaryota; Fungi; Glomeromycota; Glomeromycetes; Diversisporales; Gigasporaceae.
AUUAAGAUUUCUCCAAGAUAAUGUUUUGAGACUACUUUUUCGCUUAAUGUGUCGAAAUGUUCACACUGAAUUAAAAGCAGAGCUUCUUUAUGCAAUUUCAUCUUUUUGCGUAUCAGAUUACGCUGAUCAUAAUUAUAUCACAAGACAAGUUUGGGAUCUCUUGGAAGAUGCGCAAAUUGUGCCUACUGUACCAAAAGAUAUUGUAUUCGACCCGGCUAGCGUUUGGGAAGUCGCGAAUAUGCAAGCACAAGAUCCACCGAGCAUAAAAAAGGAGAUUGAGGAAACAGAAUCUCGCGAGAAAUUAUUUUUCGUAACUUUAGCCUUUGUGCGGUUCAUUGGUGUAUUGAUCCACGUUCCUCAUUUUAAUGCUGCAUUACGUUGUGGAUUCCCUGUUCGUUCUAUGUCUAUUAAUGAUCUUCUUGGUGCAGGUUAUCGGCAACCUGGUAUUUCUCCAUACAUCAAUUUUAUUUUAGAUGAUAUUUUUAUUAAAGCACUUGCACGUGAUUAUAAAUUUCCUACACAACAAUGGAAUAUAAUAGCUGCCUCUUUAGAGGUUAUUGAAAAAUGUUUGAUUUCUUUUGACUUGACUGGACCAUUAUUUUAUGAAGUUCAAUCCAAACAUUCACCAGAAUCAUUACCAUUCAUUCAGAGAGGUAUUAGCAAAGAUGAAAUCGUUACUUUAAAUAACAAUGCGAUUAAAUAUUUAAAGAAUCACCCGGGAUUUGACAUAAUGAAAAGAUUACUAAAUAAUUCUCCUCUUGUGGAAGUGAUGUUUAAUAUCCUUAAUCAGGAUAUAGAAGUACUUGAUGAAGUCGAUGAAGUUAACAGGAAAUCAUCCGUACCAUUCAUUAAGGAGUCUAUUUUACGAUGUUUGAGAAUAUUUUGGAUAGCAUUUGAAAAACAAGAACGAUUUUUAAAUAAGUUAAUUCCAUUAGUAAGUCAAACUUCUCCAGGAUAUCUAGAAAAUCUAGAAAAUGCAUUCCGUUCCAAACAAGACAUUAUUGUACAAAUUGCAUUAUUAUUAAAUUGCGAAAACGCCGAGAUAUGUUUAUAUGCUGUCAAAAUUUUGUCUGCCCUUGCUAAGUCUGCAUUAUUUAAUCCAAUAGGUGUAGAAAAUAGAUUGGCAGCUAUCUUAGAUUCUGAUCAGAAUUCAGAGGCAAUUCUUGAUGUUUUUGUUAUGAGAUUAGAUAUAAAUGGUGGUGAUGAUGUUUGGGAUAAAAAAUACAAGCUUGAAGAUUUUGAGUUAACACAACUCGGACUUCAGGCUUGGGCCAUACCUGGAGAUGAAGAAUUUAGUGCAUUGCCAUUAAUCGAUGAAUCAGAAAUAACAUUUGGUACAGUGAGAUGUGCCAUUUUAAAUUUAAUAUUGGAAAACUUAAAACCUGAUAAAACACCACCUACAAUCUCACAUUUUCUAUUGGGUUACAAUCUUCGUGGAUCAUUACAAUCACCAAUAAUCAAGUAUAUAAAUCAAGAUUGCCUUAGAGAAUCUUGUUUACAUAAAAUAUUGGAAAUCCUUGGCCAACCGAUUCAUGAUGAUACUGAACCUGAUAAGCAGUGUUCUGUAUUAUCAGAAUUUCCCGCGUUGGCAGCUUGCUGUUAUCAGAUUAUUUACAGACUUUGUAGGGAUAACAAUACUUCUGAACCAACAAUGUUGUUUCUACGUAGUCAAGGGUUUGUGCAAAAGCAAUUUGGGGCGAUGCCUCUAUAUAUUAUCCAACCAAGUCAAUCCAUUUCUUGGGAUUCUGGUGCAAUCACAAAUUAUAACGGUCAAUCAAUUCCUAUUGAUUUAAUUAAUCUUUGUGCAAACCUUAGUGAAAGGACAUGGUUGAUGAAAAUAUUGGCUUUGGAAUUACGUAAAUGCCAAACACUUUCUGGUAUUGAACAAUUAUUAGCUUUGAUACUUGGGGCCAGUAUAAUAAAACCGCAAGGUGAAGGUACAACAGAUGAGGAAAUUUUGGCACCUUCUGCGAUCAAAACUCGUGAAAUUUUGCAUAUGCUGGAAUUGGAUUGGAACGAUCCAUGGAAAAUAGAUGCACCAGAGAAUUUCUUUAAUCUAGUCAACCAUAAAGCUUGCUUAAUGCUUAAUGAACGAGGGAAUAAAAGAUAUAGACUACAAGAUAUUUUCUCUGAAUUAAAUCAGGCAUUUGAUCAAUCACGCAUUGCACAGGAUGGCAGCUUACGUAAAAAGCUGAUGCAUAUAUUAAGAUAUUGUUACUAUCUAAAUCGUAACGAAGAAUUUAACCUUUCUAGGUAUGAAGGGUUUAAGGCCUGGAGAGAAGUAAUUGAAGUAACUAUUGUAGACCAUUAUACUCGCUUACGACUUCAUGUACGUGAGACUACUUUUCUCGAGAUCAUUUCCACAUUAUUAACUACAUUGCAACGCGAGGGAAAUGCAAUUGCAAUUGUUCUCAGUAAAGUAAUUCUUGCAGCAAUCACAGCAAUACGGUCAGAUCAUAUGCGCCUACACACUCUACGAUCUCAAUUUAGGGUAGCAUCACGGAAUCUCUCACCUAUAUUUAGUCAAAUUCUCGAAUGUCUUUUCGUGCCAGGAAUCCCACCUGAAGUACGCAAUAAUUUGUAUGCCACAAUAUAUAAUUAUUUGAAUUAUAUCGAUGUUCAAUCAGCUAUUGGUGCUGGAAAACUCCUUAAAGGUGUUGGAGAUAGAUUACUCGAUAUUAUUUUUGAAGACGCGUCAAAUGGACAUGUAGUUGGAAAGCUGUGUGCUUUAAAUGCAUUGACUGCUAUUUACAGAUUAUUCAAACAAGAAAAAGGAAAUUUCAUUAUUAAAUCUAUACAAUCUAAUUUUCUUGGAAGCCUCAUUUCGAGUUUAACAAGUCAAAACGAUUUACUAUUGCAAGCAAAAGAACAACAACCAGACUUAAAUGCAAUGCAUGCAAUAUACGUAUUUGAAGCCAGAAUGGGAUUUUUACUGUGUCUUGCUCAACGUCACGACCUUUCCUUAGAAUUACUGAAGAAAGGUGUUAUUGAAUAUUUGGGUGAAUUGACUUUCUUAAAUGAACGACCAAGUUUUAAUAGUCAUAAUACAGAUUCCUAUGGAAAACCAGCAUAUAAACUAUAUCAUGAUCUUUUAAUGAUGGUGAUUCGUCUUAUCACUUGCAUUCUUGCAACUGUUGGGUGUGAUGAAAAAGCCUUGAAUAAGGUUUCCAAUUUUAUCAGCGGGCAUCAAGGAUUGAUAGCUGAAAUUUUUACUGAUAUUCCACCUUUUGAUUAUUUAAACUUUCAAAACUCGGAGAGGCGUGCAAUAUUUGUUAUGGCCGUUGAAGUAUUACAAGAAAUAACGCGUUUAUUCUAUAUUUUGGGUGACAAAAUAAAAGAUAUCGAUAAAGUCCGCAGAGAAUCCCAUCAAAGUACUUAUCAAGAAUUUCUGAAAGAAUUGAUUUCAAGAUUCUUUCCUGUCAGGAAACGGAUCUCCAAUAUGAUUGAUGAUGAAAACUUGAGAAUUCAGU